AACUACGGAGGUUUCAGUCGGUUACAGUUUUGUUAUGCAUAAGGAAAGGUUGAUCGCCGUUUUGCCCGUUUGUAUUUAGAAAGUGACGAAGUUCUAAGUGCGCGGAAAGUUCGAGAAAAAAAAAGAUGCCCAAGUACUACUGUGAUUACUGCGACACUUAUUUGACGCACGACUCUCCGUCGGUUAGAAAGACCCACUGCCAAGGUAGAAAGCAUAAGGACAAUGUCAAAUUCUAUUAUCAGAAAUGGAUGGAAGAACAGGCCCAGCAUUUGAUCGACGCUACGACGGCGGCGUUCAAAGCUGGCAAGAUCGCCGUCCCGGGCAAGCCGGGUCUCAUACCCACGGGUGUUCCGCCUCUCGGACCCAACGGCCUCGCCGCGAGGCCUCCCCCGCCUCCGGGUGCGAUGAUGGGCCCGCCGGGGAUGCCGCCCCAUCCGGGUAUGAGCGCGAUGAUGAUGGGACCCCAUGGACCUAUGCCUCCGAUGAUGGGCAUGAGACACGCUCCUCCUAUGAUGGGCGCCAUGGUCCCAAUGGGACCGAUGAGCCACAUACGACCACCUCCUAUGAUGACCGGCCCCGGACCUAUGGCUACCAUAAAGAAAUAAGAACAAAGAUUUUUAUAUUAUUUGUAUUCUAAAUUGUAACUAAAUAUUAAGUUAAGCAAAUAAAAACAGUACCUUUUUUGGUAUCAUC
Messenger RNA from Cimex lectularius (bed bug), 693 nucleotides. RefSeq names its product U1 small nuclear ribonucleoprotein C (gene snRNP-U1-C). Gene Ontology annotation, cellular component: nucleus; U1 snRNP. Lineage: Eukaryota; Metazoa; Arthropoda; Insecta; Hemiptera; Cimicidae. Bases 126 to 605 code for a protein of 159 amino acids. The transcript has a single exon. The record is from RefSeq and is a predicted model, not a curated record. Gene Ontology annotation, biological process: mRNA splicing, via spliceosome; mRNA 5'-splice site recognition; spliceosomal snRNP assembly. Gene Ontology annotation, molecular function: pre-mRNA 5'-splice site binding; zinc ion binding.